AUGUUUGAAGACUCACGCACCAUUUUUCGCGAAGAUAUUGGCGAGUCGCCGUGGGUCUCGUACGAGUCGGCGCUCUGUCGCCGUCGGCAACACUCGUACGAGUCCACCCGAUCGGCGGUGGAAUUUGACGUGCCCGCGCGCAUUGCACCGGUCGAAGAUAUUGGCGAGUCGCCGUGGGUCUCGUACGAGUCGGCGCUCUGUCGCCGUCGGCAACACUCGUACGAGUCCACCCGAUCGGUGGUGGAAUUUGACGUGCCCGCGCGCAUUGCACCGGUCGAAGAUAUUGGCGAGUCGCCGUGGGUCUCGUACGAGUCGGCGCUCUGUCGCCGUCGGCAACACUCGUACGAGUCCACCCGAUCGGUGGUGGAAUUUGACGUGCCCGCGCGCAUUGCACCGGUCGAAGAUAUUGGCGAGUCGCCGUGGGUCUCGUACGAGUCGGCGCUCUGUCGCCGUCGGCAACACUCGUACGAGUCCACCCGAUCGGUGGUGGAAUUUGACGUGCCCGCGCGCAUUGCACCGGUCGAAGAUAUUGGCGAGUCGCCGUGGGUCUCGUACGAGUCGGCGCUCUGUCGCCGUCGGCAACACUCGUACGAGUCCACCCGAUCGGUGGUGGAAUUUGACGUGCCCGCGCGCAUUGCACCGGUCGAAGAUAUUGGCGAGUCGCCGUGGGUCUCGUACGAGUCGGCGCUCUGUCGCCGUCGGCAACACUCGUACGAGUCCACCCGAUCGGUGGUGGAAUUUGACGUGCCCGCGCGCAUUGCACCGGUCGAAGAUAUUGGCGAGUCGCUGUGGGUCUCGUACGAGUCGGCGCUCUGUCGCCGUCGGCAACACUCGUACGAGUCCACCCGAUCGGCGGUGGAAUUUGACGUGCCCGCGCGCAUUGCAUCGGUCGAAGAUAUUGGCGAGUCGCUGUGGGUCUCGUACGAGUCGGCGCUCUGUCGCCGUCGGCAACAUUCGUACGAGGCCACCCGAUUGGCGGUGUUCAUACUCCACAGGGUGUUUCGAAUGUCGGUAUCAUUAUGA
This is a messenger RNA of Epithele typhae, 1023 nucleotides long. RefSeq lists its product as uncharacterized. NCBI's taxonomy places the organism in Eukaryota, Fungi, Basidiomycota, Agaricomycetes, Polyporales, Epitheliaceae. Bases 1 to 1023 code for a protein of 340 amino acids. The record is from RefSeq and is a predicted model, not a curated record. The transcript is spliced from 9 exons.